Messenger RNA from Tripterygium wilfordii, 2083 nucleotides. RefSeq names its product ankyrin repeat domain-containing protein 13C-like. Gene Ontology annotation, cellular component: cytoplasm. The record is from RefSeq and is a predicted model, not a curated record. Gene Ontology annotation, molecular function: protein binding. Bases 160 to 1881 code for a protein of 573 amino acids. The transcript is spliced from 2 exons. Lineage: Eukaryota; Viridiplantae; Streptophyta; Magnoliopsida; Celastrales; Celastraceae.
CCGUCAAGGCACGCUUCCCAAUAAAAACCAAAUAGUGAGCAGGAAAUGACUUAUCUACCCCUAUGUCUCCAAUAAUCCCAUUAACAUUCCCUUCACCAGUUCAGAGGACAAAACAUCAAGAAUACAGGAGGGUGCUCAGUAUUGAUUCUUCAAUCGAAAAUGGCCAAGACAUCGGCUUCAGCAACGACGUCGUUUCCGUCGAUAAAGCCUAGUGACUAUGCCCACAGUCCUGUCCACUACGCCGUCGCAUUGGGCGAUCACACUACUCUGUCAAGACUUGUCUCUACCGUGCCUAAAUUAGCUGAUCCACCUCAGGUUAUGACUGAGUCAGACUCACUGACUCAGGAGAGAGUAGCUGACCAGAUCUCCGCUGUCUUAGACCGGCGGGAUGUUCCCAACAGGGAGACGCCGCUCCACCUGGCGGUUCGACUCAAUGACUCAUUCGCCGUGAAAACACUCGCUGCUGCAGGAGCGGACGUGUCUCUUCAGAACUCCGCUGGGUGGAAUCCUCUUCAGGAGGCUCUGUGUCGGAGGAACUCCGAAAUUGCCUUGAUUCUCCUCCGGCUCCAUCACCGCUCCGCCUGGGCAAAGUGGCGCCGUCGCCUUCCUCGGGUGAUUGCUGUGCUACGCAGGAUGCGUGACUUCUACAUGGAGAUUUCAUUCCAUUUCGAGAGCUCUGUUAUCCCCUUCGUUGGCAAGAUCGCACCCUCUGACACAUACAAGAUCUGGAAGCGCGACGGUAAUCUCCGUGCGGACACUUCAUUAGCGGGCUUCGACGGUUUGAAAAUCCAGCGAGCAGACCAGAGCUUCCUUUUCCUCGGAGACGGUGACCCCAGCCAUAAAGUUCCCUCUGGCUCUCUACUUGUUCUCAAUCACGACAAUCGCAAGAUUUUUGACGCGUUCGAGAACGCCGGAGCACCAAUGAGCGAGUCGGACAUUGCAGGAUUUUGUGCUCAGACGAGUGUGUAUCGGCCUGGUAUGGAUGUCACCAAAGCAGAACUGGUAUCCAGAACCAACUGGAGGAGGCAAGAGAAGACCGAAAGUGUUGGCGAAUGGAAAGCUAAGGUUUAUGAAAUCAACAAUGUGGUGUUCAGUUUUAGGUCACGUAAAGUAACAAACAGCGAAAACGACGUCGCAGGGAGCGAGCAAGUGAUUCCUUUAGAGCUCGACGAAGAUGAUGACGGGUUUCUGGUGGCAGAGAAUCCGAGUUUCGGAGCUCCUGAUAAGAGGAGACACAGUAGCUUUGUGAGGGAGGACAGGGAGUGGAUUUCAGUAGGGAGGAAGAGUGUCGAUAUAAUCCCCUGUUCUGCAGUUGCACGUCCGCCGCGAAGAGCUGCUGUGGCUGUGGCACCGGCCCCGCAUUGCAAGGAGAAAGAGUACAUAAGAAGUUUGCGGCCGUCCGUUUGGUUAACGGAGCAGUUUCCUUUGAAGACAGAGGAGUUACUGCCGUUGCUUGAUAUUUUAGCAAACAAAGUGAAGGCUUUGCGGAGGAUGCGAGAGCUUCUCACCACCAAGUUUCCUCCGGGCACAUUUCCGAUUAAGGUGGCUAUACCGGUGGUUCCUACGGUUAGAGUGGUGGUUACAUUCAGCAAGUUUGUAGAACUACAGCCAACUGAACAAUUCUACACCCCCCUCUCCAGCCCCAUCAGACAGAGCUGCUCAGAAGAUGAUCAACAAAAAUCACACAAUCGUUACUCAUCAUCCUCCUCGUCUUCGUCUUCAUACACUUGGCUAUGGCAAAACAACAGCCAAUCUGUGUCUGGGAGCAAACAGCAGCAGCAGUUGGAUCCUUUUGUUAUACCAAGUGGAUAUAAGUGGACUAGCAUUGAAGAUAAAUCAAACAAGAUGAAGAAAUCCAAGUCUACCAGGAAAUCCAAGUGAAUGCAAUUCAUAAACGAGGAUAUAGAAAGGAGAAAGUGAAAAACUUUGUGGUAGGAAUGUAGAACAGUAGAAGGAAUGUUCAUGAAUGAAGCUGCAAGUGUUUUACAUCUGAAUUUUGAAAUACUGUGUAGAUAUUGCCCAUCUGGUAUUUCUCAAUCAAUUCGGUCAAUUAAAGAGAUGUUUGUGGGGGGAUGGGACAACA